This is a messenger RNA of Emericellopsis atlantica, 1312 nucleotides long. RefSeq names its product anaphase-promoting complex, subunit 10-domain-containing protein. The transcript is spliced from 2 exons. Gene Ontology annotation, cellular component: anaphase-promoting complex. NCBI's taxonomy places the organism in Eukaryota, Fungi, Ascomycota, Sordariomycetes, Hypocreales, Bionectriaceae. Bases 263 to 1216 code for a protein of 317 amino acids. The record is from RefSeq and is a predicted model, not a curated record. Gene Ontology annotation, biological process: protein K11-linked ubiquitination; anaphase-promoting complex-dependent catabolic process.
CUGCAUUUGACAUCAGUCACUGAUCCGACUCUCGCUGAGGCCUGCCAUGCGGCAAGAGCCCGAAACCGAGCAAUGGACGUCCGUGCAGGAGCGAUUUGGCGCAGAACUUGGUUCAGGACGAACAAACUUCAUCUCCCAGCUCUCAUACAAGUGUCGGGUGGCCGAAACUGCAUUCUUUGUCAAGAUAUUACGCUGGCAAAGGAACGCAUCUACUUAGCAAACGCUGCUAACGACACCAGAUCUACCCAACAGUCGAUUAAGCAUGCCGGAGAUAUCGGAUGACUCUGGAAGCGAACCUGAUCAAAGUAUCGUGGACAUGAGGCGCGCCAACACGACUCAGCGACAGGAGGCCCCUGCACCGGCACCUACCGGCACGAUGGUGGGUGACGACGCACAUACCCAGGUCGAAGCAGAGGAUACGAGCGUUGAGGACGAGUACGAGGAGGAGGAGGAGGAUGAAGACGACGAGGACGAGGACAUCCCAGGAGACGACGAGGAAGGGGACGCGAAGGGCGAAGAUGACGCCGGCGGGCCAGAGCUGCAUGCCGAGCCGCCAACUCUAGGUCUCAAGGAGAUCUCCAACCUGGGUAGACUCACCGUUAGCAGUCACAAACAAGGAAACGGGGUCGAGUCCCUGCGAAACGACGAUCUCAACAUGUACUGGCAGUCGGAUGGCCCUCAGCCGCACCGGCUGACGAUCUACUUUGUCAAACGGGUCGACAUUCGAGAAAUCCGGUUCUACGUCAACUACAACGAGGAUGAGUCGUACACGCCGACCAAUAUUGUCUUCAAGUCCGGCACAAGCGAGAACAACCUCAUCGAAUUCGCCCACCUCAAUCUGGAAAGCCCCGUGGGCUGGCAACAGGUCCCUCUCGCUGGUGCAGGCGGCGGUGCUGAUGGGAACACUCUCGUCUCGUAUGUUCUACAGAUGCAGAUUUUGGAGAAUCACCAGAACGGCAAGGACACGCACCUGCGGGCUCUCAAGAUCUACGCCUUCGAUCCCGAGUCGGCGCAGGUGCCGAGCAGAGAGCACAAUCCGGUUGACGAGAUGGUGGAAAUGAUGGUGGCCAACCCACGCCAGCCGGCCGCCGUGCAGCCCGCGGAGGAAAACGUGAGGCUAAGUCUUUUGGCGCAACAGCUGGCCGAAGCAAACACGGAGACGGGCGAUGGGGGCUUUGAAGUACCUGAUUACAUGCGUAUACCUGAGUUGCGAUGAGAGUGAACGGCGUCGGGGAACUGCAACGGGGCCUCUGGAAGCAAGGGUUUGGCGUUUGGGAGGCAACCUUGCAAUGUAUGGCAUCUAUCAACAAUG